AUGUUGCACAUAUCACUCUUUCAAGGCUUGCUAGUAUGGCUCUUAGCCGUGACCAGCGCAACUGCUGCAUCAAGCUCUUCUAGUGCUGCUGUCUCUACGAGAAUCCCUAGCUCUUCAGUCUCCACUCCUGCUCCAUCUCAGUCUGUUGUGUCAAGCUCGGGCACAACCUCUACACUCCUUUCUUCCAGUAUGUCAACUAGCUCGAGCUCUAGAUCCAACUCUUCUGCUGUUGUUCCGAAAUCCAGUUCGACCACAUCCAGUUCUGUGUCGAGCUCUACGAUCUCUUCCUCUACUUCGCUGGUUGCUUCUGCAACUCCGACUAGCUCGUCCAUUAUGAUUGUUAUUAACAUUUCAAAGCUCUUCCAGCACGAGUCAGAGCUCUACAGCUGUGAUCAGCUCUUCUCGGCCUAUCGUCCCUUCGUCUACAUCGUCAUCAAGCUCUUCUGCUUCGACGACUACACAACCCGGCUCUUCUCAGCCGAUCACACCAAACACAAGCCAGACAUCUACCUCAAGGUAUUUAAGAUAUUCCCUCAAGAUCAAGAUUUGAUUAUUGACACGUUCUUCAUCGGCAGUUUUCAGACUUCUUCUGCAUCCUCGACCUCAGCAUCUGCGACUUCGACCACGCCCUCCAGUUCUUCUAGCAUUUCAAGUGCCCCAGUUACCUCAUCAUCCAGUAGUCCAGUGGCUGUACUAGCAUCGACAAGCUAUGUCGUUACCUCAGGGUCGUCUACCAUCACACCUGUAUUCCAACAAACGACAUACUCGCAAUACUCAACUUUAUCCAGUACCCUAACUUCUAGCACUACAGAGUCUAAUGGUCACGUCGUCCCCCUUAUCAUCUGGCCCGGUGGACUAGGAUGGACUUGUAUCCUCUUCUGUGGCGGUGGUGGAGGUGGUGGUGCCGUUUUCGGGGGAGAUAUUCCUUUUCCAACUGCUCCUCCUGAAGAUCCAAAUGCCACUCCAACCAACACAGAUACACAGCCAACAUCGACAACACAGUCCAGCUCAUCCAGCAGUUCCUCGAGCUCGUCUAGCUCCUCAAGUUCCUCCGGAACCUUUUCGAUUUCCGUCUACCCUUCUGGCAUUGCGGAUAGUUUUGACUACGUGAGUGCAGACGGUUCGAUAUCAUCCUAUCUGGCAAAGAUCCGUAGCGCUAUUAGCAGCAUGGAUAAUGGAAGCUCCUCCGUGGCAGUCCAAUCUUCAAGUUUCACAACAUCGGCGUCACCGAGUCCUUCUAUUCCGGUUACUACACCAACUUCUACCACUAUGCCUGUCUCUUCCACUUCGCCCGCGUCUACUACUGGUACACCAUCACCAUCUAGCACGCCUGUAGUCUCCACGUCUGCAUCGUCAACACCAGCACCAAUCUGUAGCGAGGGUAACAACUCACUUAUGGGAUUCAAUAAUGACCCUUCCUCUUGGUGUUUCUGUGGAGGACGUGGGCCAUUUUCGACAAUUCCGUCAGCGACUACCUCAUAUUGUGCCUUUUCGACAUUGCCCACGGAAACUAUUUCGCUGACUUCUAUAUCGACAUCCAUUGAUACUACGUGCUCGAUUACUACAGGCACAUUCACUGUUCCUGGCUCUGCAAGCACUACCAUAGAUACCUAUUGCCAAUGUGGCGAGACUAUGGCAGGCAUUGCAACGACCACCAGUGGCAGUGUUGUACUUGCAGGCUGCGAGGUUGGGACUCCCAUGCCCAUAGUCUCUACAGUCUCAACAAUCCCACCGCCCCCAUACCAAACCGGCACUUGCGACCUGCACAUCUUUGAAGCAUCCGAAAGCUACCAAGAUCCAUUAUAUGUACAGUUCAACAUCACUGAUGGUGCUAACAAUCUCCUCACCAGCCAAGACUUCCAAUUGAAAUGGGGUGAUAAUGCUACAGUUUCAGCCACAGACUCAAAAUUACCAUAUGAUAUUGAUGUUGAAUUUUUCAGGUCGGCUUCAGAAUCGAAAGUGAAGAGAGUAGGGUUUCCUCCUCCAGUCACCGUGAACUGGGAGAAUUGGAUUCUGGCUAUUACGGCUGGGGGCACCUCCUGGACCGACAAAGACAUUGACUCAUCGAAACUGCCGUAUUGCAGCGUCGGGAAAUGGGACAAUGGGGACUUCUGGGAUUGGCUGGAUAGCGUAAUUACCCUCGGUGGUGAUGAGCACUUGCCGGUGAGUUAA
Messenger RNA from Talaromyces stipitatus ATCC 10500, 2172 nucleotides. Its product is annotated as mucin-1 precursor, putative. NCBI's taxonomy places the organism in Eukaryota, Fungi, Ascomycota, Eurotiomycetes, Eurotiales, Trichocomaceae. The transcript is spliced from 3 exons. The record is from RefSeq and is a predicted model, not a curated record. The coding region runs from base 1 to 2172 and encodes 723 amino acids.